This is a messenger RNA of Thrips palmi, 1430 nucleotides long. Its product is annotated as protein AAR2 homolog. NCBI's taxonomy places the organism in Eukaryota, Metazoa, Arthropoda, Insecta, Thysanoptera, Thripidae. The record is from RefSeq and is a predicted model, not a curated record. Gene Ontology annotation, biological process: spliceosomal tri-snRNP complex assembly. The transcript has 8 exons. Bases 159 to 1385 code for a protein of 408 amino acids.
CUUUUCGUCUUUUCUGGCGCCUGCUCCUGCUCCUGGCCCGCCGAGUGUAAACAACAGCCACCACCAUCGUCAACGACAAGGCUGUGUGUCCCGUCGGCGCUCGUCCCUCCGUCUCCCUUCCCCUGAAAAUCGAAGAAAAAUCUUUGAUCAUAAAUAACAUGGAGUUGAACCAGGAGGAUGCCCGACGCCUCCUCUUAGAAGGGGGAACCCUGCUAGUCCUUGAUGUCCCAGAAGGCACGAAUUUUGGGAUUGACCUCAAGUCAUGGGAAACUGGUGAACGAUUCAAAGGUGUUAAAAUGAUUCCCCCAGGGCUGCACUUUGUGUAUCACAGUGCUGUCGGACAGUAUGGCGACACAGCACCCCGGAUCGGCUUUGUGCAUAAUUUCAAAAAAGGUGAAAUUGUUCUCAAGAAGUGGGAUGCAGAGGCAGGCGAAAUUGACCACAACAAAACAGUCACAGAUGAAGAACUUCAACGAAUUAGAGCAAAUAUCUAUGAUGUUGAUCGUUUCUUAGGGCCAUAUCCAUAUGAAAUUUGGGACAAGUGGAAGAUGCUGUCUGAUAAAAUUACAGAACCUCUUGCCAAGAGGCUUGUACCUGACUCAGGAGUGAUAAGAUCAGCUCUGGAAUUGGUGUCACAAGGUAAUGUCAAAACAGAAUCUGACAAAGUCAAAACCACUGACCAAAGUUGUGAGCCCAAUGAAAGCACUCCUGAAACAAGUAGCCCUUCAAGUAAACAUUCAUGUCCAACAUCAGACGAUGUUGGCUCCUUCAAAAGAAGACGGCAUGGUCGACCAUUAACCGUUGAAGAAAUUGAAGAAGAGUUGCUCCCUGAACUGAAACCUGCACCAGGAACAGCUCUAAGACUCACACGCUUUCCCGAGCUUUAUUAUCCUCCUGGUUCAACUCCAGCAGAAAUCACCUAUCACUCAAUGGACUCCAGCUAUGCCUUGAAAACUGUUUUAGAGCAGCAUGCUGUGCCUGGAGAUUUGGUUGGAGAGUUGCAGUUUUCAUUUCUGUGUUUCCUUGUUGGACAGAGUUUAGAGGCAUUUGAACAUUGGAAACAACUAGUACAAUUGAUAUGCAACUGUGAAAAGGCCAUUAAGGAUUAUCACAACCUUUAUGAAGAUCUGAUGUGGGCUUUAGAAGCACAGCUUUGGGAAAUACAGGAAGACUUUUUGGCUGACAUUGUGACCAACAACAACUCUAUCUAUGCAGCUCUUCGCAGAUUGUUCAGAGCAAUUUUGUCACCUGACAAUGACAUGGAGCCUCGCUUGAAAACUCGAACUGCACGGUUUGCCGAACGACUUACAGAAAAACUAGCUUGGGAUUUUUCUGAUAUAAAUGAAGAAGAAGAAGACGAAAAGCCAGUGGUUGUAGAUUUGUAAACAUACUAGCAUCUAAUUGAAUACAUUUAUUUUGAUCUAAAGAAA